Molecule: messenger RNA, 270 nt
Organism: Aaosphaeria arxii CBS 175.79
Lineage: Eukaryota; Fungi; Ascomycota; Dothideomycetes; Pleosporales
Exons: 4
Coding region: 1-270 (89 amino acids)
Source: RefSeq, a predicted model, not a curated record
AUGGUCAAGCCACUUGUUUCUGCCAUGAACGCAUGGACUUGCGUUGUCGUGUCCGUCUUCGCGAUCAUCAUUCUGUCCAUCAUCGGCUCGCUAUUCAAAUCGAACAACCACACCAUGAUGGGCUCAACAGAAGACCCGUCGGAUGGCGGCGCUGUCGCAGGCGCCGUGUUCGGAGCUGUGUUCAUUUACAUUGGUUUCUUCGUUUUCUGCGGGCUUCAGGCCUUGCUUCACCUCCGGGAAAGCCGCCGGGGCGCUAUAUCUCUCUCGUAG